AUGCCCAAGAGCCGUGGCACGCGGUUGAUAGCCAAGCAUCAGCUUGAUGCUGCCGCCGAAGUCAACGAUCUGGAUUACUUCGGGCAAUACACCAAGCGGAAGAGACUCAAUAAUGACAGCAAUAACCCAGAUUCAGCAUCCACGGUUCUACAAAAACAACCAGACGACCGCGCCGCUAGGAUUGCAAGGCGUGACGCUGCUAAGCUCGGCCAAACCCUGGGAGUCCGAGGUCAAGUGGUCUCAUCUCGGCAACAGACUGCGCAGCGGUCUGAAGAGGACGACAAUGAGGAUGAAAGCGACACCGCAGCUGAGGACGAUGGUGACGACGACGACGACGACGACGAAGAUGGCGGCCAAGACGGAGUCGAUCAUGCUCGUAUCACGCAGGCUAUGAACCAAGCGCGGAAUCGGAACAUGAAGCCGACGAUCAACGGCAUUGGCUCGCGGCAACAAGGUAACCGGCCCCAGGAUACUGAAGUGUCGUCGGACGACAGAGAGGACAGCCACGAAGAACUCCUCGAGUCUCAAUCUCCAGAUGACGAAGAAGUCACUGCGUCAAGAAAUGCCAACGACAGGCCCAGGAGUGGGCAUGGCGCAAACGGGAAGGUGCCUCAGCAAAAGAACCAGCGAACCCGCGAUAGCCGCGACAGGCGGAAACAAAAGGACAAGACGAAUACUUCCUCCCCUGCUGAGGACCAGUCCCCAAGUGAGAUUAACAAUGAAAUUGCCCAAGACGCUGCCUUCGUCGAAGCUCCUGAGCAACAUGAGGAGACAAUCACGGUCAAAAUUGUCAUCAACAGCAUGGGCGGAAUUUUCAAAACACUGCAACAUCCAGCGUGGACAGGAUCAACACAUUGGAUCCGCGAAUUCGAGAGCGACAACAACGAUGACGACCAAAAGAUUUGUAAAACAAGCUCCGGCAAAGCCUUGAUGAAUGAGAUCCAUGGUCUGAACGAUAUUUUGGAAGAGGCGACGAACCCUCCGGAGGACCCCUUCGAUAAUGACCAUGAGCUAUCGUCAACACCGACUGCGUACCUGAGGACGAAAAGCGUGGAUAUUAAGCAACAUCUCACACGCAUAGAUCAAGUUAUCGACGAAAUUUGUUCACGAAAAUUGCUUCCAGUAUCGCGGGCCGGAUAUGACCGAUUCGCAGCACAAUGCGUCAAGAGGAGACAGGCGUUGUUGCGAGACAUGUCACGCCAGUUGAUCCCCAUGUUGAUGAUUACUGUGAAGAAAGCAUGUGGUAUCUGUCCAUCAGAAGACAACCGGUCAAAGACGACCCUGUACCUCAACUGCUUCAGGCUUCAGUUCCUUUUGAGGCCUCUUGCUUGGGCUGAUAGACUCCACAGGGCACUCGAAAGGGGCUUCGAGCAAUGGCCUGGGGGCAAUGAGUCACAUGACGGUACAGACGAAUCCCACGAAGGCGUACAUGAGGCUUUGGAUAGGGAAAAGAAAGCACGUUCUUCCUUGGAAUCGCAGUUGAAUGCUCUGUAUUCUGCUGUCAGAAAAGCGGAAAGAGAGAUACAGCAAAUCGCGACACAGUCUGAGAGACAAGAACGCGAGGCUGAAACCAAGCGUCAGGAGCGAGAACGGAAGAUAGAGCGGCAACGCGAGAUUGCAGCCCAAAAAAGGCGAGAAAAAGAAGAGCAAGACCGGGAAGACGUGAAGGCAUUCCGGGGCUUUCUCCAAGCCACGCAGGCCUUGAGAUACAAACCGAAUCCUCUGAAGCAGUUAUGGGAUGAGGAUCAGGCCGCCCUGCCCGAGCAACUCCGUGCCACUUCUACUGUGAAAGCCGCACCGGGAAGGAGCUCGUCGGGCCAGGCAGCUCGCUCUCAAGGCGGCCCUUCCAGGAAUGCGCGAGUUGAGUCCGUAUCUGAUUCAGAUGACCCCUUUUCGGCUAAUUACAGGCACCGUUCGAACACACCGGUGCCGAACAGACACGCAUCCAGUGAUCGUGUCCGACAAAACCCCCCAUCUGGCCUGGGCAGCUCACAACGAGCGCAUAAGGCGAGCAGGCCAUGGUCCGAUGAGGAAGAUAAAGCCAUGAUCAAGGCAAUACGGUACAAGAGGAACUAUGAUGUGGUAUCAAUGGCGCAAAAACUACGACGCUCGGAGGACGACGUUGCGAGGAAGGCUGCGUUUCUGAAGCAGGCCUACCGUGAGGCCUACACGGACAGAGGCCGCGAGAUUCCCGCCUGGGCUCUGUAA
Diaporthe citri is the source of this 2208-nucleotide messenger RNA. RefSeq lists its product as uncharacterized. The record is from RefSeq and is a predicted model, not a curated record. Lineage: Eukaryota; Fungi; Ascomycota; Sordariomycetes; Diaporthales; Diaporthaceae. The transcript has a single exon. Bases 1 to 2208 code for a protein of 735 amino acids.